This is a messenger RNA of Geosmithia morbida, 2433 nucleotides long. RefSeq lists its product as uncharacterized. The transcript is spliced from 3 exons. The coding region runs from base 1 to 2433 and encodes 810 amino acids. The record is from RefSeq and is a predicted model, not a curated record. NCBI's taxonomy places the organism in Eukaryota, Fungi, Ascomycota, Sordariomycetes, Hypocreales, Bionectriaceae.
AUGCGCUUUGCAUCCAUCUUCCUGGCCGCAUUGGCCCCAAUUCGCGCCAUUGCUGAAGGCGCCCCGUCACUCAACCUGGGCGACAUCCAGCUCGACGAGCUUCUCGCAAGGCACAACCUCGCUCUCGUGCCCAGGAAUGAGCUUACUGAGACCUUGGCGGAGCUGACCGCCCUGCUCAAGCAGCAGCAACGGCGCCAGCCCACGCAGAGAAUCGCCCUCAAGGCCAGGCAGACAGGCAACGGGACAAACGCAGAUGCCAACACCAGCGCCGACCCCGACACCAGCACCGACAUAAUCGGUGGCAUCGCCGGCACCAGCACCGCCAGCGCCAGCGCCAGCGCCAGCGAGAGCACCGCCACGGGCACCAGCACCGGUGGCUCGUCAUCGUCCAGCGACAGCAGCGAUGACGGAGGAUCCCAGAUCCUGGACAUCGGCGGCCUCGGCGACCUCGGUGACUCGCUCAGCGCCAUCCCCAAGCUCAUCGAGGCCCUGGGUGACCUGCCGAAGCUCAUCAACGCCGCGCUGGACCUCCUGACCACAGAGUUCGUCCAGGGGCUGCACGACUCCAUGAUCUACCUCGCCCAGACCCUGCGGCCGCCCAUCCCCAAUAUUGCCAGGAGCCUCCUCCAGGAGGCCGAGCCCCUGGUCCAGCUCCUCAACCAGCUCGACCUCAAGAGCCUCAUUGACGAGAUCAAGGAUGUCGACCUCGCCGGCAUCGUCAAGGCCGCCCUCAAGCUCCUGACCGAGAGCAACAUCAAGAACAUCGAGGAUGUCCUGACCAACGGCGCCAGCCUCCUGACGCCCGCAUUCGUCAACGAGACGCAGUCGCUCAUUGGCGACGUCUCGCCCCUCCUCGGCGAGGUCCGCCCGCUGCUCAAGAAGCUCACCAGCCUCGACCUGGACGGCAUCCUCUCUGCCCUGCAGCCCCUGCUCAAGGAGGACGAGAUCAGGGGCAUCGUCACCCUUCUCAGCAACGCCGAGACCCUCCUCGACGCCGGCACGGUCAACGACCUCGACCUUGCCGGCAUCAUCGACGCCCUCAAGCCUCUCCUCAAGACCGAAGAGAUUAAGAACAUCGUCAGCUUGCUGCACAACGCCGAGGACCUACUGUCUCAGGAAAUGGUCAAGAGUCUCAAGUCGUUGCUAACAAAGGCCGGCCCGCUGAUUGACAAGGUCAACGAUAUCGAUCUGGCUGGCAUCAUCGAUGCCCUCAAGCCGCUACUCAAGACCGAGGAAGUCAAGAAGAUUGUCAGCCUUCUCAACAAUGCCGAAGACCUAUUGUCUCAGGAAAUGGUCAAGAGCCUCAAGUCUCUGCUGACCAAGGCCGGCCCGCUGAUCGAUAAGGUCAGCGGCCUAGACCUCGGUGGCAUCCUGGACGCUCUGGCGCCCCUUCUCAAGUCGGAGGAGAUCAAGAAGAUCGUCUCCCUGCUGCACAACGCCGAGGACCUGCUGUCGCAGGAGUCGGUCAAGAACAUCAAGAGCCUGCUCAACAGCGCGGGCCCGCUGCUCGACAGCCUCGGCGAGCUCGACCUCAAGAAGCUGUUCAAGCAGAUCGGUCCCAUCCUCGAGGAGGUGGGCAAGCUGGAUCUCAAGGGCAUGCUCGAGUCCGUCAGCCCGCUUCUCGAGCCCGACAGCAUCAAGGGCAUCGUCGGGCUGCUGGGCAGCGCCGAGGACCUGCUCACGCAGAAGUUUGUCAACCAGACGCAGACGCUCAUCGGCGACGCCCUCCCGCUGGUGGAGGCCAUCGCCCAGAUCGACGUCAAGAGCCUGGUCGGCAAGGUGAAGCCGCUCCUGGACGCCCUGGACGGCAUCGACAUCAAGUCGCUGGUCGGCCAGAUCGGCCCCAUCCUCGAGGCCCUGGGCGAGAUCGACUUCGGGAAGCUCAUCGGCAGGGUCACGCCGCUGCUCAACAGCCUGGGCAAGAUCGACGUCGACGGCCUCAUCGACGUGGCGGCCGGCUACCUCAAGCCCCAGAAGCUCAGCGGCAUCUUCGGCUUGGUCGACAAUGCGGAGGAUCUCCUCACCGACAAGUUCGUCAACCAGACGCAGACGCUCGUCGGCGACGCCGUACCCCUGGUCGAGCUGCUCGGCGGCAUCGACAUCGAGGGCCUGCUCAAGCUGGUCAAGCCUCUGCUCAAGGAGCUCAACGGAAUCGACCUGGCCGGCAUCAUCGACUCCCUCAAGCCCCUCCUCGACGCCAUCGACAAGAUUGACGUCAAGGGUCUCGUGGAUGCCGCGCUGCCCAUACUCACCCCGGAGACUGUCAAGGGUAUCGCAACGCUGCUCACCAACGCUCAGAACCUGCUCAGCAAGGACUUUGUGUCGGAUACAUCGGAGCUCAUCGGCGACGCUACACCGCUCGUUGCGUCUGUUGCGGACCUCUUCUACGCUAUCAUGAAGGAGCUUACGAGCGCAUCUGGUGACGACGGUUAA